Exaiptasia diaphana is the source of this 340-nucleotide messenger RNA. RefSeq lists its product as uncharacterized. Lineage: Eukaryota; Metazoa; Cnidaria; Anthozoa; Actiniaria; Aiptasiidae. Bases 8 to 340 code for a protein of 110 amino acids. The transcript is spliced from 2 exons. The record is from RefSeq and is a predicted model, not a curated record.
UAAAAAAAUGACAGAGGAGACGAUCACAAAUAAGAAAAUUUACUCUGAAGAGAGAGAGACAUGUCUUUAUGGCGACGCGACAUAUUCUUGGUCACAACUCCAAAGAGGAAACUUUUAUGUGACGGAUGCUUUUGUUGCUGGUGUGUGCAACCUGCCAGAUGAAUAUGACGAGGCCAAGUAUAGAGAAUUUGUUAACUUGUAUGGAACGCAUGUUGUUAUAAAGUCUGAUUUGGGAACAAAGACAAUAAAGGUCUUUGAGGCUACGACUGCGGAGUUUACAGAAUUUGCUUUAGAGCAGGUAUGGUCCACUCACAAGGAAGUACUAUUUCUUAAACGAUAG